This is a messenger RNA of Empidonax traillii (willow flycatcher), 2355 nucleotides long. RefSeq names its product zinc finger and BTB domain containing 25 (gene ZBTB25). Gene Ontology annotation, molecular function: DNA-binding transcription factor activity, RNA polymerase II-specific; protein binding; RNA polymerase II cis-regulatory region sequence-specific DNA binding. Gene Ontology annotation, biological process: regulation of immune system process; negative regulation of transcription by RNA polymerase II; regulation of cytokine production. The transcript has 3 exons. The record is from RefSeq and is a predicted model, not a curated record. Lineage: Eukaryota; Metazoa; Chordata; Aves; Passeriformes; Tyrannidae. Bases 578 to 1888 code for a protein of 436 amino acids.
GAGGGAGGGAGGGAGGGGAUGGAGGGGAGGGCGCUGGUCCCGCUCCCCGGGGGCGGCUUCGCUCGCCGCCUCCCUCUUUGUGUGUGUCGUUCGCUUCCCCCCCCCAGCCCCCCCCCCAAAUAAUUUUCUGCUGAAACAAUAGCAAAUAUCAGCGUUUAUUUGCAAAGGGGCCGCUGGCGAGGCGGGGCGCGGGCGGCUCGGCCCCGCACAAUGGGGGCUUUGUUGGGCGCACAGGGCUCCUCUGUGCGGGAGCCGCCGGGCUCGGCCCCGCCGCCAGCCCCGCGCCCCCGGUGCCCCCGCGGGGCAGUGGGAAGCACCAUCGGAUCAGCGGGAAAACGCGAGCCGGGUUUAAAGUUGGCGCUGGCACCCCAUGGAGCGUAGUUAAUCGGCGGGAGGAGCAGCUACGAGUGUAGCCGGGCAGAUGGAAAAGUCCCCGAGAGGUUCUGGGCUCAUUGAACGUGGUUUUGGGCACCAGCGGUGGUAUCGGUAAUAGAAACUAUUGAAUUGGGGUGCAGGGACCAUCUGGAGGAGGGAAGAAGCUCCGUGACAGGCGCCCAACUCGUUUCAGUGGCACACCAUGGAUACCACCGGCCACAGCAUCCUCCUCCUCCAGCAGCUGAACAUGCAGCGGGAGUUUGGCUUUCUGUGUGACUGCACAGUUGCCAUUGGAGAUGUUUACUUCAAAGCCCACAGAGCGGUGCUCGCUGCUUUUUCAAACUAUUUUAAGAUGAUAUUUAUUCAUCAGACAAGCGAAUGCAUAAAGAUUCAGCCAACAGACAUCCAGCCUGACAUAUUUAGCUACUUGUUACAUAUCAUGUACACUGGGAAAGGGCCAAAGCAGACCGUCAGCCAGAGCCGACUGGAGGAGGGCAUCCGCUUUCUCCACGCAGACCACCUCUCCCACAUCGCCAUCGAGAUGAACCAAGCCUUCUCCCCAGAGCCAGUCCAGUCCUCCAACUUGUACGGGAUCCAGAUCUCGACGGCACACAAACUGGCAAAGGAGCGCCUGGGAGCGAAGGACAGCCUGCCCAAGGCGGGCGGCAGGUCUGCGGCGCAGGGCGAUCACCCUCAGCUGCAGCUGUCCCUGGCCAUCGGCCUGGACGACGUCCCCCUGGACCAGCAGGUCGCUCGCCCCUCCGCCCCGCCCGCCUCCCUCGCCAAGCCGGCAGAGGAGCGUCCAAAGCUCUCGGUCUCCAUAAAGCAGGAGAGGUGCGACUCGGAGCCCGUGGUGUCCCAGAGCUGCACUCCUCCUUCCCCAGAGGUGGCCAGCCCCAUCUUUGCCAAGGCCAGCCUGAAGGUGCACUUGUGUCACUACUGCGGGGAGCGCUUCGACUCCCGGGGCGGGCUGCGGCAGCACCUGCACACCCACGUCUCUGGCUCGCUGCCCUUCGGCGUGCCGGCCUCCAUCCUGGAGAGCAGCGACCUGGGCGAGGUGCAGCCUCUGGCUGAGGACAGGGAGGCUGGGGAUGACCACCGGCUCAGGGCCUUCCUCCUCAAGGAGGAUGAGCAUCAGCUGGAGCAUCCAAGCUGCAGCGACCUGGAGCCUCUGCAGAUUGGCCAGCUCUCCCUCAUCUCCAAGGACCACGAACCGGUGGAGCUGAACUGUAACUUUUCUUUCUCAAGAAAGAGAAAAAUCAUCUGCACUGUCUGCGGCCGCACAUUCUUCCGGAAGAGCCAGCUGCUGGAACACAUGUACACGCACAGGGGGAAGCAGCACAAAUACAACCGCUGCCAGAGGCUGGAGAGCCCCGCCACCCCCAGGUUUCACCCUUACUGUGACAGCGAGAGUGUGGGUAAGAGCUCCAGUUUGUCCCAAGACCACUUAGAUGAAUGUAUACUGGAGUCAGAUCUCGUCCAAGAAAGUGUUGAUACGAUCCUGGUAGAGUAGUUCUCCCCCUGUGUUGCCUUCAGAUGCUGAAACUCUCUGGAUGUUUUGGCAUUUUCCACAUAGGGAGUGGCUGCUCUCUGCAGCAGAUUUUGUUCAACCACCAUUCCCCUCACCCCCAAGAUAACUGUGAAGGAUUGUGUACUUUGAUUUGUGUACUUGCUUUUUUACUUCUCUAACUUUUAAACUCUAGCUAAUUCCCAUCUAAGUCCUUCUUGGAAGCCUCUAUGUAACUCGGUUACAUUUUUCCUAAAUAUGAACUUAUUCCUGCUCUGCUUUACUAGAGUUAAGACUGUAUUGCUGGGUGUGAGGUUUAAACGUUGUCCAAUACUCUGUGCGGUGCCUAGGACUGUUUGUAUCCCAUAGAAUUGCUUUUCUGAAACCAGAUGGGUGGAAAUGUAGAGGGAAAUGUGUAUUGUGUUUCCCAAACAGUUUGUUUGUAAUGAAAAUAAAUAUCUCAAGGAGAUGAA